GAGCAGUAGCACCGCGCGGGAGGAGGAGCCGCCGCCGCGCCCUUCCCCUUCCUCCGCUCCUCCCCCGGCCCCCACCGCGCCCGCGGCCGGCCCAGGCAGCACUCGCGAGCAGCAGCGGCCCCGCUGGCGGCCGAGUUGGGAGAAUGCGGCGGCGCUCGCGGAUGCUGCUCUGCUUCGCCUUCCUGUGGGUGCUGGGCAUCGCCUACUACAUGUACUCGGGGGGCGGCUCUGCGCUGGCCGGGGGCGCGGGCGGCGGCGCCAGCAGGAAGGAGGACUGGAAUGAAAUUGACCCCAUUAAAAAGAAAGACCUUCAUCACAGCAAUGGAGAAGAGAAAGCACAAAGCAUGGAGACCCUCCCUCCAGGGAAAGUACGGUGGCCAGACUUUAACCAGGAAGCUUAUGUUGGAGGGACGAUGGUCCGCUCCGGGCAGGACCCUUACGCCCGCAACAAGUUCAACCAAGUGGAGAGUGAUAAGCUGCGAAUGGACAGAGCCAUCCCUGACACCCGGCAUGACCAGUGUCAGCGGAAGCAGUGGCGGGUGGAUCUGCCGCCCACCAGCGUGGUGAUCACGUUUCACAAUGAAGCCAGGUCAGCCCUGCUGAGGACCGUGGUCAGCGUGCUUAAGAAAAGUCCGCCCCAUCUCAUAAAAGAAAUCAUCUUGGUGGAUGACUACAGCAAUGAUCCUGAGGACGGGGCUCUCUUGGGGAAAAUUGAGAAAGUGCGAGUUCUUAGAAAUGAUCGACGAGAAGGCCUGAUGCGCUCACGGGUUCGGGGGGCCGAUGCUGCCCAAGCCAAGGUCCUGACCUUCCUGGACAGUCACUGCGAGUGUAAUGAGCACUGGCUGGAGCCCCUCCUGGAGAGGGUGGCCGAGGACAGGACUCGGGUUGUGUCACCCAUCAUCGAUGUCAUUAAUAUGGACAACUUUCAGUAUGUGGGGGCAUCUGCUGACUUGAAGGGCGGUUUUGAUUGGAACUUGGUGUUCAAGUGGGAUUACAUGACGCCUGAGCAGAGAAGGUCCCGGCAGGGGAACCCAGUCGCCCCUAUAAAAACCCCCAUGAUUGCUGGUGGGCUGUUUGUGAUGGAUAAGUUCUAUUUUGAAGAACUGGGGAAGUACGACAUGAUGAUGGAUGUGUGGGGAGGAGAGAACCUAGAGAUCUCGUUCCGCGUGUGGCAGUGUGGUGGCAGCCUGGAGAUCAUCCCGUGCAGCCGUGUGGGACACGUGUUCCGGAAACAGCACCCCUACACGUUCCCGGGUGGCAGUGGCACUGUCUUUGCCCGAAACACCCGCCGGGCAGCAGAGGUCUGGAUGGAUGAAUACAAAAAUUUCUAUUAUGCAGCAGUGCCUUCCGCUAGAAACGUUCCUUAUGGAAAUAUUCAGAGCAGAUUGGAGCUUAGGAAGAAACUCAGCUGCAAGCCUUUCAAAUGGUACCUUGAAAAUGUCUAUCCAGAGUUAAGGGUUCCAGACCAUCAGGAUAUAGCUUUUGGGGCCUUGCAGCAGGGAACUAACUGCCUCGACACUUUGGGACACUUUGCUGAUGGUGUGGUUGGAGUUUAUGAAUGUCACAAUGCUGGGGGAAACCAGGAAUGGGCCUUGACGAAGGAGAAGUCGGUGAAGCACAUGGAUUUGUGCCUUACGGUGGUGGACCGGGCACCGGGCUCUCUUAUAAAGCUGCAGGGCUGCCGAGAAAAUGACAGCAGACAGAAAUGGGAACAGAUCGAGGGCAACUCCAAGCUGAGGCAUGUGGGCAGCAACCUGUGCCUGGACAGUCGCACUGCCAAGAGCGGGGGCCUGAGCGUGGAGGUGUGUGGCCCGGCCCUCUCGCAGCAGUGGAAGUUCUCGCUCAACCUGCAGCAGUAGGAGGGCCCAGGAGGCCCUGCCGUCCUGUCUCCUGCACCAUUGGGUGGAGUCUGGUGAUCACAUUAUUGAUUAUGUUUCUUAAACUUUCCGCGAAACUAAUAUACCUCAGUAUUCCAUCAUGGUCUGAAAGUCGAACUUCGGCAAGGCACGGACGACUGUGCAGACACAGCAGCGGCAAGAAGCGAGAACUGCCCUCCCCCUCCUCUCGGUGCGGCCCAGCCGGGCCCCCUUCCCCAGGCCGGAGCGCCCCUCUUCCUUCCAGCUUUCACUUCUGCCGGCUCCGCAACUGAGUGACACCCAGCGACAACCGACCGGGGAGUGGUAGAAGCAACUGAAUGGACGCGUGCGAGCUGAGGACAGGGCGGGAGAAGGGGGCACACAUGCCCCAGGGGAGCGAGGAGAACUCUUGAAAUCUCCAUUUUCGAUCGCAUCGAAAUCACGUAUGGUUUCCACAAAGCCGAGUCGUGUCACGUGGCAGGUUUACGUCGACAGCCCCUCUCUCUGCUCCUCCAUCCCCAAGUGUCUUCCUGGCCCAGACUCCCCUCCACCUGAUGUACUUGCUAUAUUGAGGAUGAAGUUUUCUAUGGUGGGACACUAAAUAUAAAGCUCUAUAGAGAAAGAAUGUACCGUCAGUUCCCUAUGGUUUCUGUAGGUCAUCAUCAUCUUGUAACUUCCCCACAAAGCCGUUCGCAGCUUCCGGGAGAAGGGGCCAGAGCCUGGUGGGGCCAGUUUCUCACGGAGGGAGGAGGUGGCCUUUGUCCCCUGGAGCCCGAUCAGCCAGUUGGUGCUACUGCUGUGGCCAGCUGGGGGGCUUCCUCCAGACCACCGGCCUCGGCCCCGGCAUCCCUGUUGGGCGUCAGUCAGCCUGAGAGUCACUACUGUGCGUCAGAAUCCACUUUGCGUGCUAUGCGUAUCUGUGAACCUGGAGGGGUUACUUACUUUGACAGAUAUCACUUUGGGUCUUUUUACAUUAAAUUUCUUUUCUCUAAGGAAUAUAAAACAUACCCCAUAGCUCUCAAUGUGAGCCACCCACGGGGCAGACCAAUGAUGCCAGGCAGCUGUCACAUGCUAGCAUUGGCCUCAUUGUGAUCUGAGCCCUGCACGCUGGGCCUUCAGAAUUAAUGGCCAGCAGUGUCAGGGAUGAGCCUGUCAGCCUGGGCACAGGCCUGGCUCACAGUCCUGCACACCUGCUGGCCUGGGGAGCUCCAGCCAGGCAGCGAGUCCUGCCCCACCCGCAGCUCCCUCCCACAUCCCACCUGGCCAAGGUGACUACUUCAGGGGGCUUUGGGGAAAGAAUUAGGAAGGGUCAGAACCAAACAAUGCCUGCUCAUUUACACUGAGGAUUCAGGGCAGGAGACAGUAGCCUUGGGGUCCUCUUAAGCCACAGACGGUUAUGAACUGAAAGUCAUAAUGGGGAGAGGUGCUUGGCGUCUGCCUGGGUACUCAGGAACGUUCCUUGUCACCCCUGCCACUCUGUGGUCGGUGCCCUGCUUCCUCCUCCACUCCCGGCCACCUUCUCCAGCGCCGCACACACAGAUGCUCAGUCUCAGAGAGGCUGGCAUGGCCUGGCAGUCUGAGAAAAGCGUCAGUUAGGCAGACCUGCAGGCCCCUCGGAGGGACAGCGGCGGCCUUGGAGUUAGGAGCCAUCCUGGGAGGUUGUGCCGGUGCCAUGCUCCUCCGUGUGUCUUGUAUGAAAGGGGCCACUGUGUGUCUUUCUCCCCGGCAGGAGCCCCACGGGUGUGCACUGUAGGACAGCGGCCCCGAGGUAGAAGCCUGGCUGGAGGGCUGCCCUGUAGGUCUUCUCUUCCCGCCUCCCCUGCCAUGCAACCAGAUGUGUUCUGAGUGGGCAGCGUGGCCCCACGCCGGAGUGACUCCGCACGCUUCUGUCUUUCACAGUGGGCACUUGGGGGGAGCCUGAGGAAAACCCCCUUAGGUACCUGUGCGAGGCUGUGGAAUGCAGGCCAGAGCAGGGCGUGCUUAGCCCCCAGCACCAGGUUCUUUUGUCAGACCCUGUCACCUGCGAGCUGCUACUACUGUUAGGAGGGAAAAAAAAUUGAUGAAUCUGGCUUGUAUUAAAAUCACGUUUUUUGAUGAAUCCUUUGCCCCCACACCUUCACCCCGCCCGCACCCUCAGGCCCUCUCAGCCUUCGUAUCAUCGGAUGUGUCUACCCAGGCCCUUGUGCGGCCCAUGCCCUGGGGGCAGUGUCCUGUCCCCGAGCUGGGUGGCGGCUUUGGAUGGUCCAGGCGUCAAGAGCAGGGGUGGGCUGGGGAGGGGUCCUUUGCGGUGAGCUAUGUUUACAUGACACAGUGUGCCAAAGUGACUUACUGUGGUUGCGUUAUUUUUUAGUCAUCAGGACUAUCUCACCCUCCCACUCCUGUUUUUAAAACUCAGAAUUCUUUCCUAAGAGCCCUUCGAGCAAAGUGUGCCGAAGUUAGUUGUCUUCUCUGUGGUGGUCCUUUCUUAUGUCUUCAUAAAAGCUCAGAUGAUGGUAUCUGUGAGUAUGUUUUGCAAAUUCAAAAUAUAGUUUGGUAAUUUUUUUUUCCAGUUGAUUUUUAAAAAGAACUGCUGUACAGAGCUUGUACUUUGUCCAUUUUAUAGAUGGAAACCAUCCUUGAAAAUUGUUUAACUUAAAUAAAGAGAAGAUACUUUCUAGA
Nomascus leucogenys (northern white-cheeked gibbon) is the source of this 4514-nucleotide messenger RNA. RefSeq names its product polypeptide N-acetylgalactosaminyltransferase 2 (gene GALNT2). The record is from RefSeq and is a predicted model, not a curated record. NCBI's taxonomy places the organism in Eukaryota, Metazoa, Chordata, Mammalia, Primates, Hylobatidae. Gene Ontology annotation, cellular component: Golgi apparatus.